Pseudopodoces humilis (Tibetan ground-tit) is the source of this 2498-nucleotide messenger RNA. It is a transcript of the gene MAT2B, whose product is annotated as methionine adenosyltransferase 2 non-catalytic beta subunit. Gene Ontology annotation, cellular component: methionine adenosyltransferase complex. Lineage: Eukaryota; Metazoa; Chordata; Aves; Passeriformes; Paridae. Gene Ontology annotation, biological process: S-adenosylmethionine biosynthetic process. Gene Ontology annotation, molecular function: methionine adenosyltransferase regulator activity. The record is from RefSeq and is a predicted model, not a curated record.
CCCCUGCCGCGCGGCGCUCAGCACGGGCGCGGAGCCUCCCUCGCGCAGCGCCGGGCCCCGCCAUGGUCGGCCGGGAGAAGGAGCUCAGGAUCCGCUUCGCGCCGGGACGCUGCGAGCUCGUGGAGGAAGAUGUUGACGUUCCCAGUAGGCGAGUUUUGAUCACUGGUGCUACGGGACUUCUUGGCAGAGCUGUAUUUAAAGAAUUCAAUGAAAAUAAUUGGAACACAGUUGGUUGUGGAUACAGGAGAGCUCAGCCCAGAUUUGAACAGAUUAAUCUUCUGGACUCUAUUGCAGUUCAUGACAUUAUCCAUGAUUUUCAACCUCAUGUUAUAGUGCACUGUGCUGCUGAGAGAAGGCCAGAUGUUGUAGAAAGUCAACCUGACGCUGCUUCUCAGCUCAAUGUGGCUGCUUCAGCAAACUUAGCAAAAGAGGCAGCUGGAGUUGGAGCAUUUCUGAUCUACAUUAGUACAGACUAUGUAUUUGAUGGAACAAGCCCUCCAUAUAAAGAGACUGAUGUACCAAAUCCCCUGAAUUUAUAUGGUAAAACCAAACUGGAGGGUGAAAAGGCAGUUCUGGAAAACAAUGAAGAAACUGCAGUACUUAGGAUUCCUGUCUUGUAUGGAGAGGUGGAAAGACUGGAGGAAAGUGCUGUGACAGUAAUGUUUGAUAAAGUACAGUUCAGUAAUAAAUCUGCCAACAUGGACCACUGGCAACAGAGAUUUCCUACCAAUGUCAAGGAUGUAGCAGCUGUUUGCAGACAACUAGCAGAGAAAAGAAUGCUGGACCCGUCAAUAAAAGGUACCUUUCACUGGUCUGGCAAUGAACAGAUGACUAAGUAUGAGAUGGCCUGUGCAAUUGCAGAUGCUUUCAACCUUCCCAGCAGCCACUUGAGACCAAUUACUGAUAGUCCAGUUGUGGGUGCUCUUCGUCCGAAGAAUGCUCAGCUGGACUGCUCCAAGUUGGAGAUGCUGGGGAUAGGUCAGAGAACGCCAUUUCGAGCUGGGAUCAGAGAAUCACUUUGGCCUUUCCUUGUUGACAAGAGAUGGAGACAGACAGUCUUCCAUUAGUUUGUAACUUUUCUAGUAAAAGUAUGGUAUGUGGCACUUUUUUAAAAGAAAAAAUAGUUUUGUAUGAGUGUUCUUAAAUUGUGACAUUUAUGAGCUUUCAUUUAAUUGGGUAAACAAAUGGUCUUGCACUAGUGAAACUUAGCCUAAAAAAUGUUCAGUGACAAAAACUGAGCCUAUUUGAUGUCAUGGAUUUUUCCCUCCAUUUGUACCAGUCUAACUUAGUAUCUGUUCUUGGUGGAUUGAGGUUCUUAGUAAUGAGUACUGUGUGAUGCUAAGAAUGACUCGGAUCACUUGCUGACUUAAUUUUGGCUGAAAUAUAUUGUUGAUGCUUAAGGUCUGUGCCAUUGUUGUAUAUACCAUUUCUCUUCAUUAAAAGACAUGGUCAGUUACUUUGUCACCAAAAAUCUGAGGGUUUUUUUUUUUUUAAUUUCUGAAGGUGGUGUUCUUAGGAAGUUAAGCUGAAGUAGGAAUCCUUAAAUGUUUGUUUUGCUUGAGCUCUGAUCAAAAUGUUUUUUAAAAAAGUGAAGCUUUAUUUUUGCAAUUACCAAGUGUACUUUUUAUGCUUGAAAUAUUUUCAGAAUGUUCUGUAAAUUGAAUGCCUGCAGCUUUGUAUUUGUACAGUAAGUUGUAUGCAUUUGUUUUCAUGGUGACUUAAGGGGGAGGGUGAGGAUGGUGGGAAACCAUUAGUUUUGACCUGGGGUUUUUUUGGGUGGGGGAUUGGAAUUGAAGGAUUUUUUUUUAUUUUUUACUGGGUGGUUAUUUGUUUUUUGUAUGAGAACACAAAAUAUCUUCAUCCUUCCUUUCCCUUUGUGGGGACGGCAUUUGCAACUUGUUAAAUUAAUGGAAGAUGUUUGUUAGUCAGUGCAUGGGAGAUGGAGAGGAAAGGUGUUUAAUAGUUUGUAGCACUGCAGUGGCUUUUGCACAGAUUGUCAGACCUAACACCACUGCAGCAGCUUCUGGAACAGCAAGGUGUAUGUGGUGAAGGUUUGAGGCAUUAUAAAACUGCAACAGUCUAAUAUAAGACAGUCUUUAAAGCUAGACUCAAUAGCAAGGUCAUGUGGAGGAAGAACAUUGUAAAGCUUUGCUUCCUUUUGAAGUUGUUGAAUCAACAAUAUAAAUGUUCUGAUAUUGCUAGCAGAUAAUUAAUAAAGCUAGUAAAAGGUGCAAUUGGAUGAUCAUUUAUUUUUCUGAGGCUGAAAUGAAGGGGAAGGGAAAGAUGUUUAGAUUUAAUUUUUUUUUUAAGUGUAUGGGGGAGACACACAAAAAUAGACCAAUUGAAGGUUUUGUAAAGGUCAGCUUCACGUUCAGUCAUUUCAUUUCAACUGGCCUAUGCUAAGCAUUCAUAAUCCCAAUUUGUUUUUAGUCUGAAGUCCUGAUACACACAUGGUAACCUAUCUCCAAAAUUACAAUAAAUAUAUAUUGCCAGCAUGA